This is a messenger RNA of Scophthalmus maximus (turbot), 3623 nucleotides long. RefSeq names its product proprotein convertase subtilisin/kexin type 7 (gene pcsk7). The record is from RefSeq and is a predicted model, not a curated record. The transcript has 18 exons. Gene Ontology annotation, cellular component: trans-Golgi network; Golgi membrane. NCBI's taxonomy places the organism in Eukaryota, Metazoa, Chordata, Actinopteri, Pleuronectiformes, Scophthalmidae. Gene Ontology annotation, molecular function: serine-type endopeptidase activity. Bases 156 to 2561 code for a protein of 801 amino acids. Gene Ontology annotation, biological process: protein processing.
CCGAUAAAGCUCAAGAAGAAGAAGAAGAAGAAGAAACGAGAUGACAGGCGCAUUAGUCACAAAUUUGACAAAGAACAGGUGAGAAGAGGAACGCGGCGGAGAAAUUUUCCAAUGUUUUUGCUACAAAUUGCUGACAUUGGUUCUUCCACCGCUUAAUGCCGCCUGCCUGCUCAACUGUUUGGAGGAAGGUUGCUGUUCAGAUGAGGAGGGCCUGCCUGGUGUCACCCCCCGUUGCUAUGGCAACAUCCUAUCUCCCCAAAUUUCUCCUCCUGCUUCUUAUGUCAUCCUUCACCCUGUUGCUGGUAACCCUAUUGCCCUCUGUCGUCCCGUCGAUUCCCUUCCUUUCCUCCUCCUCCUCCUCCUCCUCCUCUCCUCCCCCCUUGUCUUGGCCGCCUCGUUCAUGUGGUCCAGGUCAGUCCUGGGCCGUCCAGCUCUACGCUGGCUCGCACCCUGCAGAAGAAAAAGAAGACGAUGGUGAACAGAGCUCUUUGCUAUUGGAUUUAAUAGCUGACAGGGUAGCAGAUGAGGCGGGGCUGCAGAACCAGGGCCAGAUUGGACAGCUGCAGGGCCACUACUUGCUGUGUUCCAGAAAGCCCAGUGCGGGAUCUGUGGGGGGUAACUGGAGGAAAAGUGUCCAGCCCGGGGACGUCCUGGCAGCCCACCCCCACGUCCUGUGGCACUCCAAGGAGAGAGUGCUCAGCCGCUCCAAGAGAUCGGUGGCCUUCAACGAUCCCCAAUAUCCUAAACAGUGGCACCUGCACAACAACCUCAAUAAGGGAAUGGAUAUCAACUUGACGGGGGUGUGGGAGCGCGACAUAACGGGCCGAGGAGUCACGGUCGUCGUGGUAGAUGACGGCGUCGAGCACACGCACCAGGACAUUCAGCCCAACUAUAGCCCAGAGGGCAGUUAUGACCUGAACUCCAACGACCCAGACCCGAUGCCUCACCCCGACAUCCACAGCGACAACCACCACGGGACUCGGUGUGCCGGAGAGAUCGCAGCCGUGCCCAACAACAGCUACUGUGCCGUGGGGGUUGCCUACGGCAGCAAGGUGGCAGGUAUCAGAGUCCUGGAUGGCCCGCUGACUGAUAGCCUGGAGGCCAUAGCCUUCAACAAGCACUACCAGGUCAAUGACAUCUACAGCUGCAGUUGGGGUCCAGAUGAUGACGGACGAACAGUGGACGGACCUCAUCCCCUGGGCAAGGCAGCACUGCAGCACGGCGUGAUUGCGGGUAGAAGAGGCUUCGGCAGCAUCUUCGUGGUUGCCAGUGGCAAUGGAGGUCAAUACAACGACAACUGCAACUACGACGGCUAUGCUAACUCCAUCUACACCAUCACAAUCGGAGCAGUCGAUGAGAACGGCAGGAUGCCCUUCUAUGCUGAGGAGUGUGCGGCAAUGCUGGCUGUUACUUUUAGCAGCGGGGUUAACAAGCUGAGGAGCAUUGUGACGUCCGACUGGUCCAUGCAACAGGGGACGGGCUGCACCGAAGGCCACACCGGCACGUCUGCCGCCGCCCCGCUUGCGGCGGGGAUGGUGGCCCUCAUGCUGCAGGUCCGACCCUGCCUCACUUGGAGGGACGUCCAGCACAUCAUCACUUUCACCGCCACCAAGUGUGACAACAGUGCAGACUGGAGGGUGAACGGCGCUGGUUUCCAUCACAGCCAACAGCACGGCUUCGGUCUGCUCAACGCGUGGAGACUCGUCAAUGCUGCCAAUGUGUGGGAGUCGGUGCCAUUCCUCGUGUCCUUUCAGAGCUCUGUAACCAAAGAGGAAGCGGUCAUCCCCAAGUAUCCAGAGGAGCUGAUUCGUACCUGGAAAGUCUCUGCUGCCGACCUGAGACAGUCCGGAAUGGAGACGCUGGAACACGUGGCCAUCACCGUGACGAUAACCCACCCUUGCCGCGGCAACGUGGAGAUUGUGUUGGUCUGCCCCAGCGGUAUGACGUCAGACAUCGGGGCACGCCGUGCAAUUGACAGAGACCCUGCAGGUUACCAGGACUGGACUUUCUCCACUGUGCGCUGUUGGGGGGAGAGAGCAGAAGGCCAGUACACCCUCAAGAUAUCUGACCACCCAGAGCCGUCGUCUCUGCAGUACGCCGGCGUGGGCCUGUUGAAGCUUUGCAAGUUGACCCUGUACGGCUCCUCUAUGAGCUUCAGUGAGGUCAAGGACAGACAGAAGCUGGUGGAGGAGGCCAUGAGUGGCGAGUUUCUAGACGGCAGCUUCUCUCUGCCCUGCCCUCCAGGCCUGGACAUCCCUCCAGAGAUCGUCAGCCCCUUCACCUCCAACAACCUCAGGUUCCUCCUGUUGCUGGGCUGCUUUGCGCUCUUUUGGUCCCUCUACUACACGCUGGAGGUCUCGCUGGCCCACCUGGAUCUCAGGGGCCUUCUUUGCCUGCGCAAGAGGCGGGGAGGUCACCGGGCCAGGAGGGGGCGCCAGGGAAGAGGAGUAGAGGAUGCAGGGGAGGAGGAAGAGGAAGUGGACUCUGGGGGGGAGUUGCAUGCAGUGCUGGACUCCAAGGCCAAUGCACCGCUUUCCAACGGAGAGCGUCUGUUGACGUAGCACUGAGCAAGACGUUGAGUCUAAAACCUCUCACUGUCUGUGCCCAUGGGGUGUCUCAGGCUUUGAUUCUGUCUCCCCUUCUGUAUGGCUCCUGUCAACAGUUACCGUGGUGAUGGGGCGUCACAGAAUGGACUGACGAUAAACUUGACCUGUCUUUCUCUGCAUUCCCCAAAUGUGGCCUAUGAAAAUCUGUUUGUACUGUGACUGUGUGUGCGGGUGUGUGUCUGUGAUGGUUUUGUAAGAUUUGUUCCUUGGACAAAUGUCCUGGCAAGGACACAAAAAUAAGUGAGGAUAUUUUGCCAGUCCUCAAGUAAAAAAAACAAACAAUCCUGUCAAUUGGAGUAAAGGGCUGACACAAAGUGGAGAUGGACCUAAUGAUAUGUAUCGACAGCAUCACUGCAUGUUUGCAUGUGUUAAAGUGUGAAUACUGGUUGCACCCACUGAAGAACUGAGCCUACAGGUCGACGGGACGCCCCUGAGGGGUCUUCAAAUCAAGAUGAAGAGAAAAACAUGAUGUGCACUAUGGAAAGGUACAAAUCUGCUGUGUGUGUGUCUGUGUGUGUGUGUGUGUGUCUGUGUGUGUGUGUGUGUGUGUGUGUGUGUGUGUGUGUGAGAGAGAGAGAGAGGAUUGAGGUAAUGUGUGCUGAGACUUGAGUGGGUUUGCUUCUAAUAUGCAAAGUCUUCCAUGGAAGAGUUUCCUUAAAUGUAAGGUUUUAAGAGGUUUCUGUAUUUUAAAAAUAGGAUUUAUUUUCUGAGGUGUUUUUUUUCUUGUUUUUUUUAAAUCGGGUUAUCUGAGGGUUAUCAUCCAACUACUGAAAAAACUUGAAGUGGUAUUUUCAAUUUUGGAAUGUAUUUUUUUUUAGAAAUUGUAAUAUAUAUACACAAUGUGUGCCUGCUAUACAGAUAUAUACCAACUAUGUUUAAUGAUUUGUACAAAGUGUUUUUUAAGAAUAUUAAAGAGUUUAAUUUUUUAUUGUAAGGGAAUGUUUGGAGUGAGUUGGCAACUGUGUUUUGCUGUGCAAGUCACAGGUGAUAUGAAUGAUAAUAAAAUACUUGAUGGAA